CAUGUGAGAUUAAUUUGGACUAAACCCGGCCCAGCCCAUAAGCUUCCUUCCUUACCCGCCUUUUCUUCUUUACUCCAUCCACGACUCCAUUUCAAUCUCACUGUUUACUUCUUUUGACGAAAUCGACUUCGCGGUAACGCAGUUUCAGGUUCUGCCCUGUACUCAGAUUUUUGUGUUGCUGGAAAUGAAAUUUUAUUAAGAGUAAUAAGAAGACAUCUGAGUCUUGCUAGUGAAACCCAAGAAAAAUUGAAGUUGCUUCUUACAGUUGGCAGCUAGGUAACUCUAGAAUUAAUACAAUGAGUGACCUCCCACCAUAUCCUCCGAUCGAGCCCGCUACCUUUGACCUCAUUAUAAUUGGAACUGGCUUACCGGAAUCUGUAAUUUCUGCGGCAGCAUCUGCAGUUGGGAAAUCUGUCCUUCACCUAGACCCUAACCCUUUCUAUGGAUCUCACUUUGCCUCCCUUACCAUCCCAGAUAUUACUUCCUUCCUAAAUUCCCAUUCUACCGUUUCCUCUGAUGACCAUGAUCUCACCACCCGCCCACUCUACUCUGAAGUAGAGAUUUCUAAUUCAGCUCCUGAACUUCUCAAUAAACACUCUAGAAAAUUUUAUUUAGAUUUAUUAGGACCUAGGGCUUUAUUUUGUGCCGACCUAUCAGUGGAUUUGUUGUUAAAGUCAGGGGCAAGUCAGUAUGUUGAGUUCAAAAGUAUUGAUGCAAGUUUUGUGGGGGAUGGUGAUGGGAAGUUAUGGAGCGUGCCAGAUUCGCGUGCAGCAAUAUUUAAGGACAAAAGUUUGGGGUUGAUGGAGAAGAAUCAGUUGAUGAGAUUCUUUAAACUUGUUCAGGGACACUUGAGCGAAAGUGAGCAUGAAGACAAUAACAUGAAAAUCUCAGAGGAGGAUUUGGAGAUACCUUUUGUUGAAUUUUUGACGGCAAUGAAGUUGCCACAGAAGAUUAAAUUGAUGAUUCUAUAUGCAAUUGCAAUGGCAGAUUAUGAUCAAGAAAAUACAGAGGUUAGUAAAGACGUACUAAAGACAAAAGAUGGAAUAAAUCGAUUAGCUCUCUACAAUUCAUCUGUUGGCAGGUUUCAAAAUUCACUUGGGGCUUUGAUAUAUCCUAUUUAUGGGCAAGGGGAGCUACCACAAGCAUUUUGUCGCCGUGCAGCUGUCAAAGGUUGUAUUUAUGUUUUGCGUAUGCCAGUGAUUUCUCUGCUUAAGGACGAGGAAAGUGGGUCCUAUAAAGGUGUUAAAUUAGCUUCAGGCCAAGAUAUAUUCAGCAACAAGCUGGUCCUAGAUCCAUCCUUUACAGUUCCAGGAACAUUAGCAACUCCUCCAUCUGAGCAAUUGCCAGAAUAUUUACUUGCUUAUAAUCCCACAGAUGUUAAUAGGAAGGUGGCUAGGGGAAUAUGCAUCACCAAGUGUUCUUUGAAACCAAAUAUAUCAAAUAUUAUGGUGGUGUAUCCUCCUAAAUCUUUGUUUCCAGAGCAGGUUGCUGCAAUCCGAGUUCUUCAGCUGGGUAGCAAUUUAGCUGUUUGUCCUUCGGGCAUGUUUGUGCUGUAUUUUUCAGCUUUGUGUGCUGAUGCUGAUCAAGGAAAGAAGUUGCUACACGCAACCUUGAAUGCACUUGAGAAACUUCUUGAUUCUGAAAAUGCUGAAAGUAGCUCUACAAUUCAAGGCAAGGAUCCAGAAGAAGUAAAACCCUCUAUACUGUGGAGUGCAUUGUAUGUUCAGGAUCUUGUAAUGGGUCAAUAUGCAUCUAUUAGCUCAACUAUAAUGCCAGAUGGAAAUCUGAACUACACUGAUCUUUUGAAUGCUACUGAGAAGCUAUUCCACAAGAUAUAUCCAAAUGAAGAAUUCUUUCCAGAGACUACUUCACCUGAUAAUUCUGUGGAUGAUGCUGGCCUUACUCUAGAGACAUGAAAGUACUUUUCUGCUCAAAAUUAUGGCUUACGAAAUGCAGCUGCUCUUUCCGGUACUGUUUCCUGUGAUCAACACUGUUUGUUUUGUUUUCAUGAUUUUGAAGGCAUUCGCACAGAAUUUGGGCACUUCUAUAUAUGAUUCCAGAACUUAGCGAGGAGAUGGAACUAUGAUUCUUUCCUGUGAGUUACUGAUAGUGCUGCCUUUCUUUCUGUUGCAGAACAUUGGAACACUGAUCCGGGUGACAUCUCUUGUGUUGUAUUUGUGCCUUAUUGCUUUGAUAACUUAAUACUCUUUUAUCACUCUGUACAUGAACACAAUUUUCUUUUUUCUCUAAGGAGAAAUUGGAAGGACAGUUAUUGGCA
Mangifera indica (mango) is the source of this 2278-nucleotide messenger RNA. Its product is annotated as rab escort protein 1. Gene Ontology annotation, cellular component: nucleus; cytoplasm; Rab-protein geranylgeranyltransferase complex. The transcript is spliced from 10 exons. NCBI's taxonomy places the organism in Eukaryota, Viridiplantae, Streptophyta, Magnoliopsida, Sapindales, Anacardiaceae. Gene Ontology annotation, biological process: intracellular protein transport; protein geranylgeranylation; vesicle-mediated transport. Gene Ontology annotation, molecular function: GDP-dissociation inhibitor activity. The coding region runs from base 297 to 1916 and encodes 539 amino acids. The record is from RefSeq and is a predicted model, not a curated record.